Messenger RNA from Fraxinus pennsylvanica, 1407 nucleotides. The record is from the annotation of a GenBank genome assembly. Lineage: Eukaryota; Viridiplantae; Streptophyta; Magnoliopsida; Lamiales; Oleaceae.
AUGGAACCCGCAAGAGGAAUGGAUUUUCAAGUGGUAGUGUUAGCAGGUGGCUUUUCGAAAAGCUUGGUUCCUCUCGUUUCUAAGGAGGUGCCGAAAGCCCUAUUGCCGGUGGCAAACAGGCCGGUCCUGUCUUAUGUACUCAAUCUUCUUGAGCAGAACAACGUUACAGAUCUUAUUGUUGUUGUUGAAGGGGAAACCGCAGCGCUUUCUGCCAGUUCUUGGAUUUCCAAGACAUAUAUUGAUCGAUUACAUGUUGAGGUGGCUGCUGUUCCUGAGGAUGUUGGAACAGCUGGUGCUCUUCGAGCUAUUGAUCAUAGACUGACUGCAAAGGACAUCUUGGUUGUGAGUGGUGAUUUGGUUUGUGAUGUUCCCCCUGGGGCGGUGGCAGCUGCUCACAGACGACAUGAUGCUGUAGUAACUGCUCUGCUUUGCUCUGCUCCUGUCAGCGGACCAUCUGAUUCAGGUUCCUCUGGUGCAAAGGACAAAGCUAAGAAACCAGGACGGUAUAACAUUAUAGCAUUAGACCCAACUAAGCAAUUUCUAUUGCAUAUAGCAGCUGGAGCUGAAGUUGAGAAAGAUAUUCGAGUCCAGAAGAGCAUUCUCCGAGCUGUCAGCCAGAUGGAAAUUCGUUCUGAUCUAAUGGAUGCUCAUAUGUAUGCAUUCAAGAGAUCUGUUCUGCAAGAUGUUCUUAAUCAAAAGGAAACUUUUCAAAGUUUGAGACGUGAUGUAUUGCCCUAUCUUGUUAGGAGCCAGCUGAGAUCUGAAUUAAUGUCAAAUGGAGUGCAAUCAGAUGAAAAUGGCAAUAGUAAGGAUGCUAUGCAGAACAGUAAAAUCUUGCCGUCUCAACUUCUGGCUAAUGAAUCUACACCAAGUUUUCACGAACUCUAUGCCUUGGGUCCCGAUGGUUCUGCCUCAAUUACUAGGAAAACUCACAAGUGUUGUGUUUACAUUGCAAACAAGAGCAACUAUUGUGCACGCUUAAAUUCCAUUCAAGCAUUUAGCGACAUAAACCGUGAUGUAGUAGGAGUUGCAAAUCACCUAUCAGGCUACUCUUUUUCUGCUCAGAACAACAUAAUUCAUCCCUCUGCUGUACUUGGAUCUAAAACCACAGUGGGACCACAAUGUGUGCUGGGGGAUGGUUCACAGAUGGGCGACAAGUGCAGCGUUAAAAAAUCUGUCAUUGGCCGUCAUUGUCGGAUAGGUUCAAAUGUAAAGGUUGUCAGUUCCGUUAUUAUGGACCAUGUCACUAUUGGAGAUGGUUGUUCCAUCCAAGGUUCUGUUAUCUGCAGUAAUGUACAGCUCCAAGAGCGUGUCAUUUUGAAGGAUUGUCAGGUUGGAGCAGGCUUCGUGGUCACUGCUGGAAGUGAAUAUAAAGCUGAGUCUUUGGCCAAGAAAGAAAGGCCAUGA